AUGGCAAGAAGAAACGUCCUCAUUACAGGUUGUUCCUCCGGAAUUGGGCUGGCCUUAGCUGUGAAAAUGGCAAAAGAUGAGCAGAAAAGAUUUAAAGUGUAUGCCACAAUGCGGAACCUGGCCAAGAAAGAGCCGCUCGAGGAAGCUGCAGGUCGUAGGCUGGGCAAAACCCUUGAAAUUAAGCAACUGGAUGUCUGUGAUGAACAGUCUAUUAAAACUUGUGUGAAUAGUAUCCCUGACAGAAGGAUUGAUGUCCUAGUUAGCAAUGCUGGCAUGGGGCUCAUUGGACCUAUUGAAUGUCAGACCAUAGAAGAGAUGAAAACUGUGAUGGAUACCAACUUCUUCGGACUGGUUCGACUCCUGAAGGAGAUUUUGCCUGACAUGAAGAGGAGAAAGAGCGGGCAUAUAGUUAUAAUAAGCAGCGUUAUGGGAAUACAAGGUAUCUUGUUCAACGAUGUUUAUGCAGCGUCUAAGUUUGCUGUGGAAGGAUUUUGUGAAAGUUUGGCUAUACAAGCGCUCAAGUUCAAACUGCAGUUAAGUUUGAUUGAACCAGGCCCAGUGGUUACAGAGUUUGAAAGAAAAGUGUUUGAAGAUGGAAUGAAAAUGGAUCUUUCGGCUGCAGAUGAAGAAACAGCUGAGAUGUUUACUAAUAUUUACCUUAAAAAUUACAAACAAAUUUUCCAGAGCCUGGGACAAAGUGCUGAAGAUGUUGCAGAGCAUACAGUAAAGAUAAUUCUUGCAGAAAAUCCACCUUUUCGCCAUCAGACCAACACGUUGUACACUCCAAUGACAACUCUGAAAUACGCGGAUCCAAAUGGAGAUCUACCCAUUGAUAUAUUCUACAAAAUGGUUUUUCAUCAUGACAAAAUCUUCAGUGCAAGUCUUAACUUUAUCAAAUUGCUACGAUGGAGAAGUAGAAAGAGCUUUGACCUGGGAAAACCCUCACAAUGA
Messenger RNA from Eurypyga helias (sunbittern), 951 nucleotides. RefSeq names its product retinol dehydrogenase 8 (all-trans) (gene RDH8). NCBI's taxonomy places the organism in Eukaryota, Metazoa, Chordata, Aves, Eurypygiformes, Eurypygidae. Gene Ontology annotation, molecular function: estradiol 17-beta-dehydrogenase [NAD(P)+] activity. Bases 1 to 951 code for a protein of 316 amino acids. Gene Ontology annotation, cellular component: cytoplasm. Gene Ontology annotation, biological process: estrogen biosynthetic process. The record is from RefSeq and is a predicted model, not a curated record. The transcript has 6 exons.